UCACCUCCGGUGUCAUGGCGCCCGCCAGGGAACUGUGGUGUCUACUGACUCGAGGCAGAUGGCCCCGAGGACUUGCCGUGGCUCCCCAGUGCCGGGCGCAUGCCAGCUUCGUGCCCGGCGUGACCCAGGUAGAUAACCAGUCCGAUUUCCUGGGGAAGAAGCCCCAUCGCCAGCACCCCGGCAUCCUGCAGUUGCCGUACGUGCGGUUGCCGCAGGCACUGGAGAACGCCGCGCAGUUGCUGCUGCUCCAGAGCGCAGUGCCCAAUGUGGAGAAACAGGUGCAAGCACUGACCAAUUAUCUGUGGAGCCGGCAUUUGCCUGUAGAGCCAGAAGAGUUGCGAAGACGGGCGAUGGAUAUCGAGAAGAGAAUCCUGGAAAACUCGGACUUACCUCAGACAGAGGAGAAACUUUUGGGAACGGUGCUACAUGCCCUGCGUAAAACUACCUACCAUUGGCAAGGACUGAGCUACAACGAGGGACUAAGCCUGGUCUAUAUGGCAGCUCGACUGGAUGGUGGCUUUGCAGCAGUCUCCAGGGCAUUCCACGAGAUCCGGACUCGAGUUCCAGAGUUCCAGCCACAAACCUUGAUGGACUUUGGCUCAGGUACUGGUUCUGUCACCUGGGCUGCUCACAGUAUGUGGGGCCAGAGCCUACGUGAAUAUAUGUGUGUGGACAGUUCGGCUGCCAUGUUGAAUUUGGCAGAAAAGCUACUGAAAGGUGGUUCAGACUCUGGAAAACCUUAUGUUCCAGCUGUCUUUUUCAGACAGUUCCUCCCUGUGUCUCCCAAGGUACAGUUUGAUGUGGUGGUAUCAGCAUUUUCCCUAAGUGAACUACCCAGCAAGGCCGACCGCACUGAGGUAGUUCAAACCUUGUGGCGCAAAACAGGUCAUUUUCUGGUACUGGUGGAGAAUGGGACAAAAGCUGGGCACUGCCUUCUCAUGGAUGCCAGAGACCUGGUCCUUAAGGGAGAAGAAAAGUCACCUUUGAACUCUCAACCUGGUUUUGUCUUUGCUCCCUGUCCACAUGAACUUCCCUGUCCCCAGCUGAGAGCCUCGAAGCGCCUGGCCUGCAGCUUCUCCCAGGGUUACCACCCCAUCCCCUUCAGUUGGAACAAGAAGCCAAAGGAGGAAAAGUUCUCUAUGGUGAUCCUUGCCCGAGGGUCUCCAGACCAGGCUAAUCGCUGGCCCCGGAUCACUCAGCCAGUCCUUAAACGGCCUCGUCAUGUGCAUUGUCACCUGUGCUGUCCAGAUGGGCACAUGCAGCAUGCCGUGCUCACAGCCCGCCGGCACGGCAGGGAUCUGUAUCGCUGUGCCCGAGUCAGCUCCUGGGGAGAUCUCUUACCUGUGGUCACUCCGUCUGAGUCUCCUUUGACCCCUGAUCAGGAUCCUGCUGAGAGGUGACAGGACACAUAACAAGUAUUUUCUUCUAUUGUGCCUGCCAAGGCUGCUGAAGCUAUCUGGUAUCCAGGAUGGGAGUGCUAGGACCUCCAUAUGUCUGUGUUUGUGAGGUUUUAAUAAUAAUAAAUUUUAUAAUAACGGAA
Molecule: messenger RNA, 1540 nt
Organism: Tupaia belangeri chinensis (Chinese tree shrew)
Lineage: Eukaryota; Metazoa; Chordata; Mammalia; Scandentia; Tupaiidae
Gene: METTL17
Product: methyltransferase like 17
Exons: 14
Coding region: 15-1400 (461 amino acids)
Biological process (GO): translation
Cellular component (GO): mitochondrial small ribosomal subunit
Molecular function (GO): methyltransferase activity; structural constituent of ribosome
Source: RefSeq, a predicted model, not a curated record